This is a messenger RNA of Insectozyma verbasci, 1107 nucleotides long. The record is from the annotation of a GenBank genome assembly. Lineage: Eukaryota; Fungi; Ascomycota; Pichiomycetes; Serinales; Debaryomycetaceae.
AUGUCAGAUUCCGAAGUUUUAGUUUUAAGAGGUACCUUAGAAGGUCACAACGGGUGGGUUACAUCAUUAGCUACCACACCAGCUCAUCCAGAUUUAUUAUUAUCAGGUUCAAGAGAUAAAACUUUAAUUAAAUGGAAAUUAACUGGUGGUGAAGAUAAUCAAUAUGGUGUUCCAAAAAAAUCAUUUAAAGGUCAUUCACACAUUGUUCAAGAUGUUACUAUUUCAGCUGAUGGUGCUUAUGCUUUAUCAGCUUCAUGGGAUAGAACUUUAAGAUUAUGGGAUUUAGAAUCAGGUGAAACUACUCAAAGAUUCGUUGGUCAUAAAGGUGAUGUUUUAUCAGUUUCAAUUGCUAAAAAUUUAAGACAAAUUGUUUCUGCUUCAAGAGAUAAAACUGUUAAAGUUUGGAAUACUAUUGGUGAAUGUAUGGCUACUUUAACUGGUCAUCAAGAUUGGGUUUCAGCUGUUAGAAUCUCACCAUCAGAUUCAGCUUCAACCGUUAUCUCAGCUUCAUGGGAUAAAACUGUUAAAGUAUGUAUUAAAUUAAAUUAUUAACCUUUCAGUGAUGAUCAAAUUUAUUUGCUACUUCAGACGUCUUCGGGCGAAUGAGACAUAUUUUAAUCACCAAGAUCUCUGAUAGAAAGAGGAUUGAAGAAAAAUUUUUAAUACUAACAAUUGUCUUAGUCAUGGGAUUUAGCUGAUUAUUCAGUCAAUGCUGAUUUCAUUGGUCACACUGGUUAUAUUUCAUGCAUUACUUUAUCACCAGAUGGAUCAUUAUGUGCUUCAGCAGGUAAAGAUGGUGUUAUCAUUUUAUGGGACUUAAACUCAAACAAAACUUUAUACACUUUAGAUGCUAAAGCUGAAGUUCAUGCUUUAGCUUUCUCACCAAAUAGAUAUUGGUUAGCUGCUGCUACUACUACUGGUAUUAAGAUCUUUAAAUUACAAGAAAGAUCAUUAUUAGAUGAAUUAAAACCAGAAUUUGCUAUUGGUGUUAAUGCUAAAGAUCCAGAAGCUAUUUCAUUAGCUUGGUCAGCUGAUGGUCAAAACUUAUUUGCUGGUUAUACUGAUAAUGUUAUUAGAGUCUGGCAAGUUAUGACUCCAUCUGCUUAA